Molecule: messenger RNA, 390 nt
Organism: Leptosia nina
Lineage: Eukaryota; Metazoa; Arthropoda; Insecta; Lepidoptera; Pieridae
Source: the annotation of a GenBank genome assembly
AUGAGCAGUGAACUUAACUACGUGGUUCACGAAGACAUAAAACCGCCCCAUUGCUCACACCGAGUUGGCCAUUCCUUCGACCCCUUGCACAGACCAAUACGAGAACAGAGACUUCGCUUUGGUGAAAGGCGGAUGUCUGGAGAUGAGCAGAUAACAGGAAUGGCGAGACAUGUGGAUUUGUGUCGUGAUAUUUCACUUGACAAUCUGACUCAAGUGCCAGCGUCUGAAUUGGAAUGUCUUCUAUGUAAGAGAGACAGAAAUACAUCUCUCGUAAUAUCACCGCAUAACUCCAAGGAUGUAUUUUGUAAUAUAUUAAGGAACGUAAUACUCGGCACAAAGCAGAGGUACGCAGCUUUAGAGGAAUCUGUCAAUGAGUGCACUCUAGGUUAG